AUGGCUGUCCCUGCUGGUCCCGACCCGAAGCGCCUCAAGGGCCAGUUCCCCGACCGCCAGGAUAUCUACGACGUCUUCCGGCUCUUCUACUACCCUCCCGAGGGCACUGUCAGGUACUUCGACUACGUCGACGACAACGUCGACUGGCAGGUGACCGGCCAGAGCCGCUUCAGCGGUCACUGGUACACCAAGAAGGACUACUAUGACGCUACCUGGGCGAAGAUCAACCUCCUCCUGGAGGAGCCCGGCUACAAGCUCGAGACGGGCGAGAUUAUUGUGGACCCGACGACCGGAUGGAGCGUGAUCGAGAUGAAGACGGUGGGCGUCAAGACCAAGGGCGGCGUGCCCUACAACCAGCACUACUCGUGGCACUGCCGCUGGGACAAGAACGGCAAGAUCGUCGAGGCCAAGGCCUUCCUCGACCUGGACCAUCUCGAGAAGGUCUUUGGCGGCGAGCAGGCUCGCCAGGGCAUUGCUUCCAAGUAA
Thermothelomyces thermophilus ATCC 42464 is the source of this 486-nucleotide messenger RNA. RefSeq lists its product as uncharacterized. Lineage: Eukaryota; Fungi; Ascomycota; Sordariomycetes; Sordariales; Chaetomiaceae. The transcript is spliced from 2 exons. The record is from RefSeq and is a predicted model, not a curated record. The coding region runs from base 1 to 486 and encodes 161 amino acids.